GAAAAUGCCUACUGAAUUUAAACUUCCAGUUAUCGACCUUUCUGCAUUCACCACUAAUUUGAAUUCUCAGGUUGCGAAACUUGAGACAGCUAGACAGAUUCACGAAGCAUGUCGUGAUGUUGGAUUUUUCUAUCUGACAGGUCAUAAUGUACCUCAAGAUAUUAUUGAUAAAGUAUUGAAAUUAGGUUAUGAAUUUUUUCAUUUACCAGAAGAGGAAAAAAUUAAAUAUAGCAUAGCCAAUGAAGAUUACGCAAGAGGGUAUCAAAGACUUGGUGAGAAUGUUACAAAGUAUCAAAAAGAUUGGCAUGAGGCACUUGAUUUCUACAGACCGAUACCUCGUAUGCAUCCGUUGGUCUUGAAUAACCUACCUUUGAGAGGUGAAAACCAAUGGCCCGAGAACCCGGCAGAAUUUCGUUCAAUAUUUAAUGAAUAUAUAAAUUUUAUGCUGAGAUUGGGUGUUCAAGUGAUGAGUGCCAUCGCAUUAGGGUUAGGAUUAGAGGAGGAUUUUUUUGAAAAAUUUUUAAACGAAUCAUUUUGGGUUAUGAGAGUUAUCGGAUAUCCGGAUCUUAGAAGUGUAAAAGACCGAAGCCGUGAUAGCACCAAAGGAGCCUUGCAAGUUCAAAGAAAAGAUGGCACUUGGAUUAAUGCUGAACCAAUACAAGGUGCUCUUGUAGUGAACAUAGGCGAUAUGUUAAAUGUUUGGUCGAAUAACGUGUAUCAAAGUACUCUUCAUAGAGUUAUUCACCAGGGUGAUAAUUAUCGUGUAUCUGUUCCGUUCUUUUACGAACCUAAUUUCGAUGCCAAGAUAGAACCACUCGAACCUUGCUUAAAACUCGAUCCCGUGAGACAUCAUGAGCCUGUCGUUUAUGGAGAACAUUUGUUGAAAAAGGUUUCAACAAAUUUUGAGGUUACAGAAUUGUGA
Molecule: messenger RNA, 922 nt
Organism: Funneliformis geosporum
Lineage: Eukaryota; Fungi; Glomeromycota; Glomeromycetes; Glomerales; Glomeraceae
Source: the annotation of a GenBank genome assembly